AUGGACCCGGCGACGGCCGCGCAGGUGAGCGAGGCGGUGGCGGAGAAGAUGCUCCAGUACCGGCGAGACAACUCGGGCUGGAAGAUUUGCCGGGAAAGCAACGGAGUUUCAGUUUCCUGGAGGCCAUCUGUGGAGUUUCCAGGGAACCUGUACAGAGGAAAAGGCAUUGUGAACGGGACACCAGAGCAGGUGUGGGACUGCGUGAAGCCACUUGCUGGGACUUUACGAGCUCAGUGGGAUGAGAAUGUGAACAGUUUUGAAAUUAUUGAAAGCCUCACUGAUACCCUGCUCUUCAGUAGAACCACCACGCCCUCAGCCGUCAUGAAGCUUAUUUCCCCCAGAGACUUCGUGGACCUGGUGCUAGUCAGGACGUAUGAGGACGGCACCAUCAGUUCCAACGCUACCAAUGUGGAGCAUCCAUCUUGUCCCCCGAAACCGGGUUACGUGAGAGGAUUUAACUAUCCCUGUGGUUGUUUCUGUGAACCUCUGCCAGGGGAGCCAAACAAAACCAGCCUGGUCACGUUCUUCCAGACUGACCUCAGUGGUUACCUCCCACAGGGUGUGGUGGACUCCUUCUUCCCCCGCAGCAUGGCUGGGUUCUAUGCCAACCUUGAGAAAGCAGUGAAGAAAUUCUUCGGCUGA
Molecule: messenger RNA, 642 nt
Organism: Rangifer tarandus platyrhynchus (Svalbard reindeer)
Lineage: Eukaryota; Metazoa; Chordata; Mammalia; Artiodactyla; Cervidae
Source: the annotation of a GenBank genome assembly